Messenger RNA from Penicillium macrosclerotiorum, 1551 nucleotides. RefSeq lists its product as uncharacterized. Bases 1 to 1551 code for a protein of 516 amino acids. Gene Ontology annotation, biological process: transmembrane transport. Gene Ontology annotation, cellular component: membrane. The transcript is spliced from 6 exons. Lineage: Eukaryota; Fungi; Ascomycota; Eurotiomycetes; Eurotiales; Aspergillaceae. The record is from RefSeq and is a predicted model, not a curated record. Gene Ontology annotation, molecular function: transmembrane transporter activity.
AUGUCUGACAAAGACAUCGUGGCCCAUGAAGAUGACGUGAUGGACGCGAAAGCCCAGGAUGAUCGGGACAUGGAACGCCUGGGCAAGGCCCAGCAGCUAAAGCGAAAUUUCCGCUUCUAUUCUAUUCUUGGGUUCACCACGACCCUCAUGGCCACAUGGGAAUCUAUUCUCCUCACAAGUACAUAUGGCCUGGUGGACGGGGGGCGAGCUGGCAUGGUUUAUGUCUAUAUCGGAUCUUACGUUGGAUUUUUUGCAUCAGUCAUCUCCAUGGCCGAGAUUUCUUCAAUUGCCCCAACCUCCGCCGGACAGUAUCACUGGGUGAGCGAAUUCGCAGCUCCACGCUGGCAGCGCUUCUUAAGUUACCUUACUGGCCUGUUGUCUGUUCUGGGAUGGCAGGCGGCUUUCGCUAGUAUUUGCUUUCUUUGCGGUACUCUGAUCCAGGGUCUUCUUGUCUUCAAUUAUUCGCGAGAUACCGGGUAUAUCUAUGUUGAUGAGCGCUGGCAUGGAACUCUCUUGACGAUUGCGAUCGCUGCCAUUGGCACAUUGGUCAACACCUAUGGUGCCGCGUUUCUAGCUCCGUUGGAGGGCAUUAUUUUAUGCUUGCAUCUUUUAGGAUUUCUUGCUGUGCUGGUUUUGUUUUGGGUGAUGAAUCCAGGUCAAGCGCCAUCGACAGAAGUUUGGACGGAGUUCACAAAUUCAGGAGGGUGGUCGAGUAUGGGCCUAGCUUGCCUGGUGGGCCAAUUGACCCCGGUUUUCUCCUGGACAGGUCCUGAUGCUGCUACUCACAUGGCCGAGGAAGUGAGAAAUGCUGCCGUCGUGGUUCCCUGGUGUAUGGUCUCCACUGCGCUGAUCAAUGGUGGCCUGGGCUUUAUCAUGCUCACUACUUUCUUAUACAAGAUGGGUGAUAUCGCUGAUGUCGUGCACCCUGCUAGUGGAUUUUCCUUUCUCCCGGCCACGCAUCAUGCGACUGGCUCUGUGGCCGCAACCAACGGUGUCGCCUCUAUCGUUCUUGUUAUGGAAAUCUUUAGUGCCAUUGGUAUCCUUACUACAGCCUCUCGACAAACAUUUGCCUUUGCACGCGACCGCGGCCUUCCGUUCUCACGUUCUUUGGCUCAUGUCGAUACUCGGAGCCAGAUUCCAGUCAUUUCAGUACUCGUUUCCACCAUCAUUACUGUUUUGCUUAGCUUAAUCAACAUUGGUUCUACAGCGGCUUUCAAUGCUAUCGCCUCUGUGAUGGUUGCCGCUCUAUUCACGACCUACAUUCUGUCUAUCGCCGCCUUCGUUCGAGCCCGAUUACAACCAACUGGGAUCCCACCAUCUCAGUUCUCCUUGGGCCGAUUGGGCCUUCCUAUUAACCUCUUCUCUUUGGCAUGGAUGUGCUUUUCCGUCAUUUUCACCUUUUUCCCCACCACGAACAAUCCGACCCUGGCUGAUAUGAACUGGUCGAUCCUUGUGUUCGGUGUGGUGUUCAUCUUUGCUAUACUCCAAUAUCUGUUUCAUGGCCGCAGAAUCUAUCAAGCGCCCGUAAUACAAGUCCGCAAGAUGGAGUAA